AUGGAAUGUUUAAAGACUCCGAAAGUCAUCAAGAAUGGAUUACCUAUACCUACACCUACAUUACCUAGUUAUGAUGGGUUAAUUCUGAAGAAAGGAGGAUGGGACUGGCAUACCAGAGUCGAUAGAGUAUUUUGUGCCUCCAUCUCUCCUCCUCAUUUUCAUGAGGAAAACCUUGCUACAACAACUUGGUGA
Messenger RNA from Schizosaccharomyces osmophilus, 192 nucleotides. RefSeq lists its product as uncharacterized. The transcript has 2 exons. The record is from RefSeq and is a predicted model, not a curated record. The coding region runs from base 1 to 192 and encodes 63 amino acids. NCBI's taxonomy places the organism in Eukaryota, Fungi, Ascomycota, Schizosaccharomycetes, Schizosaccharomycetales, Schizosaccharomycetaceae.